This is a messenger RNA of Acanthosepion pharaonis, 2628 nucleotides long. The record is from the annotation of a GenBank genome assembly. NCBI's taxonomy places the organism in Eukaryota, Metazoa, Mollusca, Cephalopoda, Sepiida, Sepiidae.
AUGGAAACAGCAUCCAGGAAAGAAUCUCUGUUCUCUUCUGUGGUUCCAAAGCCCUUGUCUCAGCUGAUCUAUUCCUCCUGUUCCUGUAUACAAUCUGAUACAGUGUCUCAGCUGAUCUAUUCCUCCUGUUCCUGUAUACAAUCUGAUACAGUGUCUCAGCUGAUCUAUUCCUCCUGUUCCUGUAUACAAUCUGAUACAGUGUCUCAGCUGAUCUAUUCCUCCUGUUCCUGUAUACAAUCUGAUACAGUGUGUCCUCAUGCUGAUCUGAUAUGUCUCUCCUGUUCCUGUAUACAAUCUGAUACAGUGUCUCAGCUGAUCUAUUCCUCCUGUUCCUGUAUACAAUCUGAUACAGUGUCUCAGCUGAUCCAUUCCUCCUGUUCAUGUAUACAAUCUGAUACAGUGUCUCAGCUGAUCCAUUCCUCCUGUUCAUGUAUACAAUCUGAUACAGUGUCUCAGCUGAUCCAUUCCUCCUGUUCAUGUAUACAAUCUGAUACAGUGUCUCAGCUGAUCCAUUCCUCCUGUUCCUGUAUACAAUCUGAUACAGUGUCUCAGCUGAUCCAUUCCUCCUGUUCAUGUAUACAAUCUGAUACAGUGUCUCAGCUGAUCCAUUCCUCCUGUUCCUCUGAUCCAUUCCUCCUGUUCAUGUAUACUGAAUCUGAUACAGUGUCUCAGCUGAUCCAUUCCUCCUGUUCAUGUAUACAAUCUGAUACAGUGUCUCAGCUGAUCCAUUCCUCCUGUUCCUGUAUACAAUCUGAUACAGUGUCUCAGCUGAUCCAUUCCUCCUGUUCCUGUAUACAAUCUGAUACAGUGUCUCAGCUGAUCUAUUCCUCCUGUUCCUGUAUACAAUCUGAUACAGUGUCUCAGCUGAUCUAUUCCUCCUGUUCCUGUAUACAAUCUGAUACAGUGUCUCAGCUGAUCUAUUCCUCCUGUUCCUGUAUACAAUCUGAUACAGUGUCUCAGCUGAUCUAUUCCUCCUGUUCCUGUAUACAAUCUGAUACAGUGUCUCAGCUGAUCCAUUCCUCCUGUUCCUGUAUACAAUCUGAUACAGUGUCUCAGCUGAUCCAUUCCUCCUGUUCAUGUAUACAAUCUGAUACAGUGUCUCAGCUGAUCUAUUCCUCCUGUUCCUUGUCUCAGCUGAUCUAUUCCUCCUGUUCCUGUAUACAAUCUGAUACAGUGUCUCAGCUGAUCUAUUCCUCCUGUUCCUGUAUACAAUCUGAUACAGUGUCUCAGCUGAUCCAUUCCUCCUGUUCAUGUAUACAAUCUGAUACAGUGUCUCAGCUGAUCCAUUCCUCCUGUUCCUGUAUACAAUCUGAUACAGUGUCUCAGCUGAUCCAUUCCUCCUGUUCCUGUAUACAAUCUGAUACAGUGUCUCAGCUGAUCUAUUCCUCCUGUUCCUGUAUACAAUCUGAUACAGUGUCUCAGCUGAUCCAUUCCUCCUGUUCCUGUAUACAAUCUGAUACAGUGUCUCAGCUGAUCCAUUCCUCCUGUUCCUGUAUACAAUCUGAUACAGUGUCUCAGCUGAUCCAUUCCUCCUGUUCAUGUAUAUCUGAUACAGUGUCUCAGCUGAUCCAUUCCUCCUUGUCUCAGCUGAUCCAUUCCUCCUGUUCCUGUAUACAAUCUGAUACAGUGUCUCAGCUGAUCCAUUCCUCCUGUUCCUGUAUACAAUCUGAUACAGUGUCUCAGCUGAUCCAUUCCUCCUGUUCCUGUAUACAAUCUGAUACAGUGUCUCAGCUGAUCUAUUCCUCCUGUUCCUGUAUACAAUCUGAUACAGUGUCUCAGCUGAUCUAUUCCUCCUGUUCCUGUAUACAAUCUGAUACAGUGUCUCAGCUGAUCCAUUCCUCCUGUUCAUGUAUACAAUCUGAUACAGUGUCUCAGCUGAUCCAUUCCUCCUGUUCCUGUAUACAAUCUGAUACAGUGUCUCAGCUGAUCCAUUCCUCCUGUUCCUGUAUACAAUCUGAUACAGUGUCUCAGCUGAUCCAUUCCUCCUGUUCAUGUAUACAAUCUGAUACAGUGUCUCAGCUGAUCCAUUCCUCCUGUUCAUGUAUACAAUCUGAUACAGUGUCUCAGCUGAUCCAUUCCUCCUGUUCAUGUAUACAAUCUGAUACAGUGUCUCAGUUCAUGAUCCAUUCCUCCUGUUCCUGUUCCUGUAUACAAUCUGAUACAGUGUCUCAGCUGAUCCAUUCCUCCUGUUCCUGUAUACAAUCUGAUACAGUGUCUCAGCUGAUCCAUUCCUCCUGUUCAUGUAUACAAUCUGAUACAGUGUCUCAGCUGAUCCAUUCCUCCUGUUCCUGUAUACAAUCUGAUACAGUGUCUCAGCUGAUCUAUUCCUCCUGUUCCUGUAUACAAUCUGAUACAGUGUCUCAGCUGAUCUAUUCCUCCUGUUCCUGUAUACAAUCUGAUACAGUGUCUCAGCUGAUCUAUUCCUCCUGUUCAUGUAUACAAUCUGAUACAGUGUCUCAGCUGAUCUAUUCCUCCUGUUCCUGUAUACAAUCUGAUACAGUGUCUCAGCUGAUCUAUUCCUCCUGUUCCUGUAUACAAUCUGAUACAGUGUCUCAGCUGAUCUAUUCCUCCUGUUCAUGUAUACAAUCUGAUACAAUGUCUCGGACAAUCCAUUCCUCAAUUGGGUAG